GGGCGGAGAGCUUUCGGCUCCAAUAGUGAAACAACGGGAGCCCGGAAAGAGGGUGAACAUGAGCAGGAGAGAGAGAAGUUAUUGGAACGUUAAGCUCUCUCACAAAUCAUUUUGUCACUCUGACAAGCGAAGGAGAGAGAGAGAGGACUAAUAAAAGAGAGGCACAAGAGAGGAAGGAGGUGUGAGGGAUUUUGUUCUUUAGGACUCAAGGCAUGAAAGUGGACGGACAGAACUGAAGAGAAGCAAGAAGAGUGAAGGGAAGAGGACAUUUGCACCUCAUUUACUCUUGGUGUUACUGCGGUUCACUCGUUUACAGCCCAGGCACUUUUGGACGGUUCAUUUCUUUCAUCCUUUCGCUUUGCUCCAUCUGUCACUCGAAACUUGUGGGUUGAAGGUCGUGGUUCGUUUGUUUGCCCGACACAUUACAUCAUUGGGGCUCGGGUGUUUUCCAAGAUCUAUUUCUGUUUCAAUUUCCGUCGAUGGCCAUGUGAAUAGAUCUAUCCACAAAACCGGCUACUUACUAAAGGCUUUGCUACAUAAAGUUAUACUUAACUUUGAUGGUAAUUUGUAUUUUUAUUAAUAGUGUUAGUAGAAAAAAACUUCAACUGAGAGACUCAUUCAGCUUUUCAAGCAGACACAGCCCUUGUCUCAUUGCAAAUACACUUUGGAUCAGAGAGACAGAGACACAUGUGGAAGGCUCUGUGUCAAAAACCAUUGAAGCCGGCUGUGAGCAGAGAGGAAGAUUAUAGAGGAAACACGUUUACAAGCGUAUCAUUGUGUCUGGACAUCAGUGUGAGUGUGUUUUCACAGCAGGACUGAAGGCUUGUUCAAGACUGGGGGAAAGAAAAACAAAAAGUCAGUCCAGACACGUGGGCAAGAACAAGCUUUCUUCUGUGUGUGUCUGCCAGCAAUGAACCAGCAGUUAAAAAGCUAUCCAUGUGUUUUGUAAGUUUACGUAUUGCAUGUGCAUGCCAGGUAUCCAGGUAUAGCGUAUAGUGUUGCAUGCUCCGUGUGGAUGCAGAUCUGAGAGGUGGUACAGGCAACUUGGGAUCUCCCUAAACACACUGAAUUCAUUAAUAAAGGUGCUUUCCAAAAGCAUCAUCAGGCAGCAUACAUCAUUCACCUGUAACACUACCGUUAUUGUUUGAUCAGAGCACAUCACGUCAACCACGGCUCUAAGAACUCUGCCUUAAAUCGAUUUGAAGAGAACUCGGACUCACACUUGGCACCAUGAGGUUGUUUUGCUUGGCGCUGACAGCCCUCUACAUGGUGGCUGGCACAGAGAGCAUGUCAACCUGCAGGACUCUAGACCUGGAUCUGGUAAAGAAGAAACGGAUAGAAGCCAUCCGAGGUUUGAUCCUCAGCAAACUGCGCAUGGACAAAGAACCAAAGUCCGACGACGAGGAGGAAGGUCAGAGGAUCCCAGACUACCUGCUCUCGCUCUACAACAGCACGGUUGAACUCAACGAAGAAAUGAAGACGAAGCCCGUCCCCGUGCAGGCUGAAGAUGAGGACUACUUCGGCAAGGAGGUUCACAAGUUCAUCAUGCGGCAAGCCCCGAAUGGCACAAAGCAUCAGAUGCUUUUUAACGUGUCAGAGAUGCGUCAGGGUAUCCCAGACCACCGGCUGCUCUCUCAGGCUGAAUUACGGCUUCGAAUCAAGAAUCCUACCAUGGACCAGGAGCAAAGACUGGAACUGUAUCGUGGAGUGGGUGAUCAGGGCCGAUAUCUGGGCACUCGAUUCGUCUCAAAGGACUCGGCCAAUAGCUGGCUCUCAUUCGAUGUAAAGCAGACAAUCACAGAAUGGCUCCAGAGUUCAGAAGAGGAACAGAGUUUGGAGUUAAGAUUAUACUGUGGAUGUAAGGCAGAAAAAGACCAGCAGAAGUUCCUUUUUACCAUAUCAGGACUUGACAAACAGAGAGGUGACACAGGUCCUCUGGCAGAAAUGAUGGUGAAACCAUACAUCUUAGCUUUGUCUUUGCCGUCUAAUGGCAGCUCUCUUGCAUCCGCUCGUAGGAAACGAGCCGUCGGCGCAGAUGAAACCUGUGAUGAAAAAUCUGAGACUUGCUGUAUGCGAAAGCUUUACAUUCACUUUCGCAAUGAUCUGGGUUGGAAAUGGAUUCACAAACCCGAGGGUUACCUCGCAAACUACUGCAUGGGUUCCUGCACCUACAUCUGGAACGCUGAGAACAAAUAUUCACAGGUACUAGCUUUGUACAAACAUCAUAACCCUGGAGCAUCUGCUCAGCCUUGCUGUGUACCUGCAGUCAUGGACUCUCUGCCAAUUAUUUAUUAUAAGGGAAGACAACCUAAGGUGGAGCAGUUGUCCAACAUGGUGGUGAGGAGUUGCAAGUGCAGUUAAAGUUGAUCAGCAAGUCUUCCAGAGCUUUCUAUCUGACUCUAUCUGAAUGAUAAGCAAGCAAACGGACAUAGCCACACAUGGAGAGGUGGACUUUAAAGAUGGGAAAAUUAAAGAAGUGUCAAAAACGAAAAAAGCAGUGAGGAUAAAGUUCGGCUUAAAUGGAAAUCCCAAACUUUUUUCUCAGCUGUGGACCUCUGUAGUGAAACAAGAACCCACACACAGACAUGAAGCAUUUCAUCAAACAAGCUUAAUAUUAUACCAAAUAUAUGCUUUGUUAUA
This is a messenger RNA of Paramisgurnus dabryanus, 2640 nucleotides long. RefSeq names its product transforming growth factor, beta 1a (gene tgfb1a). The record is from RefSeq and is a predicted model, not a curated record. Gene Ontology annotation, cellular component: extracellular region. Gene Ontology annotation, molecular function: growth factor activity; cytokine activity; transforming growth factor beta receptor binding. Gene Ontology annotation, biological process: regulation of cell population proliferation; transforming growth factor beta receptor signaling pathway. NCBI's taxonomy places the organism in Eukaryota, Metazoa, Chordata, Actinopteri, Cypriniformes, Cobitidae.